GACGAAGAUUAAACAUUCUUAUUUCCGUUCCAGAGAUUGCAUCCUACAGAGUUAAUCUCGAUUUGGGAGUUGUGGGGAGCACUGUGUUCAGUUCUGUAAAGUAGAAGUUGUGUGAUUACCAUCUGUGUGUUACAGGAAAUUAACAGAUGAAGGUAAUUUCCAAAAAAGGCAUUGGCAGUAACUGGAAAUGGAGUCUACUUCACAAAUUCUGAUUACAGUCCUAAGUCUGUUUGCUUCUAUUCAGCUGUGCACUUCAGGUAACAUAACGAUAAGACUAGCGGAUGGCUUCAGGUGUAGUGGGAGACUGGAGAUUUACAGUGGCUCAAACUGGAAGUCUGUUUGCAGUACAAACCUGAACAUGAACCAUGCAAGAGUAGCUUGCAGACAACUAUCCUGUGGUGUUCCAGUGUCUAUAUACACUCGGGCAUAUUUUGGUGCCAGUGAUGGUGAGAAUGUGGCCUUAAACCUUCAGUGCAACAGGACGGAAUCUGCUCUUUCAGACUGCUCUCCAUCUGAUCCACAAAUUCAGACAUGUUCUCAGGCUGAGAGCAUUAACCUGGAAUGCUCAGGUCCAUUGCAGUUGUGGAUUGGAAACCAUGGAGACCAGGACAGCUGUGCAGGUGUUGUAUAUGUAUCUUCUUCCAGUACUUUUGGCUACAUUUCAGGAGAAGGAUGGAAUAUUGAUGAUGCUAAUGUUGUAUGCCGCCUCACAGGAUGUGGAUUUGCAUUAAGUGCUGCUUCCAUUUCCCAUAAUGAUCUUUACUAUAAUAGCCUUCCGUUAAAUUUGGGAUGUUUAGGGACAGAAUAUAAUUUAGAGGACUGUCCUGGCAUCUCGUUGAUGAGAAAUACCAACCGUAAUUCAACUAUUGGUCAAGUGGUUUGCUCAAAAGAUAACCUCUCACUCCGCCUGGUAAAUGGUAGCACACUUUGCAGCGGAAGACUAGAAGUUUAUAACGGACUCAGCUGGGUAACCGUUUGCAGAAGUAACUGGACCAUGAACCAGGCAAAGGCAGUUUGUGCACAACUAGGCUGUGGAUUUCCAGUUCAAGUAUAUAGUGAUGCUCAUUAUGGACAAGGAUAUGGAGAUAUCUUUCCACGGGAUGUUUUAUGUUCUGGAAAUGAAACCUCUCUUAUGGACUGUGAUUUUACUCAGCCACGUCCGUCAAGCUGCACACAUGACCAGGAUGUCAGUAUCAUCUGUUCAGGAUUGAGACUGGCAAAUGGUCCAAGCCGUUGCAGUGGCUUAGUGGAAGUGAAUGAUGGCUCUCAGUGGGGCUCAGUCUGCAGUACUGAUUGGGACAUAGAGAAUGCUAAUGUAAUCUGCAGACAUCUAAGGUGUGGAAGUGCCCUGUCAGUCCAGACACGGAACUUGUAUGGUGAAAGUCAAGGACCUGUUCUGUUGGAUGGCAUGUAUUGCAAUGGGUCAGAAAAAUCUCUGUCGCAGUGCUCUGCUAGCCAGUUUGGAAGCUAUAUCUGUGACACAUUACAGGUGGCAGCAGUGGAGUGUUCAGGAGAAUAUUUCGGAUCGUUUAAAAUAAGAAUGAGAGCAGAAGGCAGUCAAUACACUGGUGGCCAAGUGGAGAUAUACUCUUUUAACCAGAGUACCUGGGGAACAAUUUCUGGAAGGCACUGGGACAUCAAUGAUGCACAGGUAUUGUGCAAGAGUUUGGAAUAUGGAUUUGCACUAGCAGCCUAUAACAGCUCAGAAUAUUUAAGACAAAACGGCCCUGUGUGGUUUGAGGCUAAUUGCUAUGGAAAUGAGAUUCAUCUGUCACAUUGCCCCCUGACACUGCUGGGACCUCCUGAUCUGCACACCAGUGAUGCAGCUGUAUUAUGUACAGGUUACUUUUCUGUAAGGAUUGUGAACGGAACAAGCCAAACAGCUGGGAAUGUUGAAAUAUCCUAUGGUAAUACAAGGGGCUCUAUAUCAACAGAAGGAUGGGAUAUAUACGAUGCAAAUGUUGUAUGCCGAUCAGAAAGACAUGGAUUUGCAUUGGCAGCUGUUACGGACUCUAGAUUUGGUGCGAUUUUCAGUUCAAUGUGGUUUAAAGACAUCCAGUGUUCAGGAGCAGAGUACAGUCUGUCCUCAUGCAGUGGUAAAACCAUGCCAAACAACAUUAAUUCUUCUUCUGCUACUGCGGCAGUUAUUUGUUCAUCAGAUCAACUGAUUGUCAGACUGGUUAAUGGAACUGACCGUUGCAAUGGAAUAUUGGAAGUCAAUCGAUUCUCCAGUUGGGAACCUGCCUGCAGUAAUGACUGGUAUUCUGACAUUGCCGAUGCAGUUUGUAACGAGUUGUACUGUGGCAAAGCUUCAUCUAUACAGACCAACAAUAGCAGCGGAUAUGGCCAGGAAGGCGUUUGGCUGAAUUAUGUUGAAUGUUAUACACAAGUGCCUUCUUUGUCAGAAUGCUCAAGUCUGCCAUGGAAUACUUCUUUCUGUGACUCCGCACAUCAAGUCCACAUAACAUGUUCAGGUCAGCCAUUUUUGUAUGGUGUGAAGUUGUCAGGAUUUCCAGUUGAGCCUUAUGAUUAUUACGAAGGCUUUUCAUAUCAGUCAGCUCCUUGUUCAUCAGAAAUUAAAAUGCCUUUAUUCACUGAACAAAAUACUUAUGUAAAUGCUUUUGUUGUUAACUUGGAUAUUGAAGAUGCAAAUACUGUGUGCAGACAGAGGAGAUGUGGAUCGGCCACUGCAGUACUUACACAUCUUGAAUAUGGACGGAAAUCUGCAUCAAUAUCAUUCCAGUGUACUGGACAUGAGAUGUCCUUAUCUAGCUGCCCUUUCUUGGUAUUUAAUUCAAAUGGAAGUCAGUAUUGGAAUUAUGCAACUGUGAUAUGUUCAGAUCCUGUUAACAUAUAUAGAUAUAUGUAUAUCCCCCCAUUGUGUAUCAGCAUUAUUGUUCUUCUCCUGGUGGUAAUUUUUGUACCAGAAUGGAGAUGUCGAACCAGAUAUGCUGGAGUUCCUGAGAAAUAUUGACUGUUCGGAAAUGAUCCUGCAAUGAUGUCCUGAUAUCCUAAGCAAUGCCCUCAUUCAUAUUUUGCAUCCCUUGACUUUUUUUAUGCAUAGGACUUCCAAACAUUUUACAUUGAAUAAAACCAUAAUAUCAGUUUUAUGCAUGUAUAUGAAUCACCUUCUGUUGCUCGUUCCAUAUAAUGAUAUAAUGACUACCAUCAUCGCCUUUCUUAUUUAACUGUCCUACAGCCAGAUGACAAUUUGUGGUCUAGCAUAACAGGAAAUUGUGUUCUGCAGAGGGGAUGGAAUGUGAACCACAUAUUGUUGCAUCUGUUUAAGGGAUAUGACAUCUUCCUGUAACGUUUAUGUACUAUCACAACUUAUCGCCAUCACAUAGGUGUAAUACACUGAAAUACAUCCACAUUUCAGGCCUGUAAAUUGGCUGACAGUUUGAUCCAUAAGAAGUGGAACUGCUAAAACUGUGUUCUGAGCACAUUAUGAAAGCUUAAGGUAUAUAUAAACUGCUAUAUUUCACAAUACGUAUUAUAUAGGACUGGCACUGCAUUUGGUGUGAUGUUAAAUGGAUUCAGUAACACACCCCAUAAUGAGUCUUAAAGUUAAAUCUUUCCCUUUGCUGAAGGACAAGGCAUCACACUGUACUGCUGGGGGUAUUGGUUUGGUUAGCAGUUGUAGGGACUAAAAGACAUCACUAGGGAACAGUAUAGGAACAGAGUCUCAGCUCAUCCUUUGAAACUACUCUUAACUUAUGUAGUAUCCUUAAUAACCACUGUUCUCUUACUUAGGUUGAAGAGAUUGACACAGCUGGAUGAUUUUUAUUGGGUCACAGUGUGCAUUAUUAACUGCUAGUCAUCCAUCUAGCAUGUAGAUGGCAUAGAGGUAAUAGCACAGUUACUGAGAGAAGGUCCAAGAAUUAAUUACAUUUUGCCAUUAUUACAAUUUUGUCUGUUUGGAUUCCCUGUUUACAACUCAGAGUGACAGGUUCUGGGACACACCAUGCUUCCCUUUAUGGAAUUGUCUUAAUGAGUGCUGUCGAGAAGGACUUUAUAUACCUAAUGGGUUUCUUUCAAUCAAAAGUGUAUGCAGUAUUUGAUUGUGAAGAUUCUGAAUGGGAAUCUAAGGAAUUCUUGCUAACCUUUAAUUAACAUACGUUUGAUUAUUGGUAUAAUCCUUGAGAAGUACAUUGGUACAAACUUAAUAUUUUAUAAAGGAAAUCAAGUUUUAAUGCCACUAGCCAUCACCCCCCACCAUUUAAUUCAUUUGUUGCCCUGUGAUGAUUUGUAUAGGGCACAAAUUAAUAUUACAUUUUCUGUUGACCAUGCUAAACUACAUUUUACAGGGAUAUUUCUAGUAAGGGGAUAUGAUAUAAUGUAUUGGACAUAGCAUUUUCAUUUCUGAGUAAAUACCUUACAAAAACAGACACAAAAGUAUAGAACCCUUGGGGAGACAACUGAAUCUUUCUCACUACAAGCACAAAACAAUGAAAAAAAAAUAUUUUGUGACCAAUUUUUAUGACAUCUCUCCUGUUUUGAGGAAGUUUGUUCUGGCACCCCUGUACCUAUCCAUGCCAGGUCUACCAGCUGGUCACCCUCUCCCCCGGACUUAAUCUGGUAUUGUUGGAGCUGGUUGAGGAGUGAGGCAUCCAGGGGCUCAGCACAUCUGUACAUGCAUUCAUCCAGUUGAAGUUUUAUUUUUUUCCCUUAUGACAUACUUGUUUUCUGUUCUCCCUUGUGAACCUAGUCACUUUGUCCAAGGGGAAGGGGGGGGCAGGAGUGCAAUGGAGACAUGAGGUGUAUUGCCCUUCCUCCACAGCCGCUCAGGUAUAUCUCCAAUUUAUACCCCUCUUAGGUACACCUACUAGUGUGUCUUCCCCAGCUUCCACAAAGAUAACAGUGCAGAUAGAGAUUUGAAUAACAAAUUGGGUGACAAGCCAUGCAUUGCUUAUAGGAGAGCAAUGUCACUUAAAAAUUAUCUAGAAAAUAAUAAAUCUUUGAGGAGCAGGGUUAAUACAGAGAAGUAGACAUAUGUUCAAAUGUGGGUGCUGCUCAAUGUGUGCAUAUAUUUUAGUAAAGAAUUGUUUUCAAAUUAGAAAUGUGACAUAUAAUCUAAGAGGGAAAUACUCUUGUGACAGCAAGAAUGUGGUUUAUUUGGCACAAUGCUAAGACUGCCUAGCAUUUUAUAAAGGAAUGACAUCAAGAAAAUUAAAAGAAUGAAUUUACGAGCAUAUGGCAGACAUUUGUAAGCGUAAGGUAACUAAUGCCUUAUGUAAACACAUAGAUAAAGAAACUACACAUAGAUUUGUUUUUUUAGUCAUUGAACAAGUGCAAAAAGAUUUGUAGGGUGUACUCGUGGAAGAGCAUUUAUGUACAUGUGAAUUAGAGUGGCGACUUAGAUUGGAGGCGACUAACUUCCCUGGGCUCAAUGAAGCAUGUUCUAUUAACUCUGUCUUGAAAGUAAAACAUUUUGUAUUGUAAUUAGUUAAUUAUUCAAAUUUUACAACUGGGUGAUUUAAUCAUGUGGUAUUUUUUUUAGUAUUUUAAAAGUGAUUUUUUUUUAAUAAUUCUUUUUUCUGUUGAAGUUCCAGAAUUGUGGAAGGAAAGUGCUUAACUAUUGAUUAAUAAUAGAUCAUGAUGACUGGUAUCACAGAGUUCUGUGCAGCAAGCAAUUGUUUUUUUUUAAUCAGUGUGUCGUGUUGCUUGCUACUGUUUUUAGUGGUUUCAUUAGACACUGUAGGUGCCCAAAGGUCCACCCAUCCAGACCAGGAUGGUAACACCUAACCCCCCUACCAUUCCCCUCAGUCGCCUGAGCAGCUAAUCGAAGCAGGGUUACCUUGUCAUAGUCAGGGCUUUAUCUCUCUAUUCCACUGGAGUGGCAGAAAUAGGAAUGAUUUGCCACAAAAGGUGGGGAUAUGGGUGACAAGCUUAUAUCAAGUGUAUUUUGCUCAAGGCAUGAGGUUUGUGAUAGAAAGGGCACGGUUACUUCUUGUAAAUAUUAAAUCUGUUCCUGUCUGAAAAAUCUUAAUGUUUUAAUGUUUUUUUCCAGAAUAUUUAGAAAUCACUAUUUUACUUGCAAUUAAGUAACUGUAGUUUAUGUCAUUUGAUGUUGAUGUUUACCAAAAAAAUGGUAUGUAGGACAAACACUGCAAAAUGUCAAAUCAAAGGUGCUUGAACAUCUGAAGAAUAUUAAAAGGGGAAUCUAUUCUGGUCCUGUUGCCAAACAUUACAGACAGAGAGAGAGAGAGAGAAAGAGAAAGAUACAGAUUACACUGAAUCCGCAAGUCUUGAUUACCCCCUCCUCCAAUCCAUCCUUAUAUUGGGGGUAAAGUUUGCUACUGAGUUUUGAAGUACAACUCACUGAAGUAGAAAAUAUUAGGUAUCAUUGGUUUUAAUUUCAGACGUGCUGGUUUACUGUCAUAUAAUGUGUGUUGUUUAUUAUACUGACAAUAGUUAUUUCUUGAAAGUACAUAAAUCACGUUCAUGAUAAAGGCUUAAGUUCUUGUAUUGUAAUUAAGAACUAAUUGUGUCAAUUACACAUUUAAAAGAAAAGUAUAUGUUGAUUGACUGAUGUCACUUUACUUUUAAAUUGUAAGUGGGGUUUUAUUCUUUUGGGCUCCUUCUAAAGAAAAAUGCCAAGGCAUUAAAAACAUUUAUUAAUAAAAUAACGGAAUCAUGAAUUUU
Molecule: messenger RNA, 6645 nt
Organism: Protopterus annectens (West African lungfish)
Lineage: Eukaryota; Metazoa; Chordata; Ceratodontiformes; Protopteridae
Product: deleted in malignant brain tumors 1 protein-like
Exons: 11
Coding region: 188-2974 (928 amino acids)
Cellular component (GO): membrane
Source: RefSeq, a predicted model, not a curated record